This is a messenger RNA of Cuscuta europaea, 1441 nucleotides long. Lineage: Eukaryota; Viridiplantae; Streptophyta; Magnoliopsida; Solanales; Convolvulaceae. The record is from the annotation of a GenBank genome assembly.
AUAUACGAAGUAUAUAAAUUCCCCACUCCGUUCCUUUCAUAGCCUAGCAUAGCCUCUUUAACUGCAAAUCAAAUUAAACCCAUCAGUUAUAUUCCAAUGGAGUUUCUUGUGGGCAAAUCCAUUCUCAUCACUGGCGCAACUGGUUUCCUUGCCAAAGUGCUAGUGGAGAAGAUACUUCGCACUCAACCCGACAUAAAAAAGCUCUACCUUCUCAUCAGAGCCAAUGAUUCUUUAUCUGCUAUCAAAAGAUUUAAUACUGAGGUUAUGGACACUGAAUUGUUUAGAGUCGUGAAAGAACAAUACGGUGAAAAGUUUAAGGCCCUUGUGGAGGACAAAGUGUUCCCGGUGGCGGGUGAUAUUUCCUUCAAGGAUUUGGGAAUUGAAAAUGUUGAGCAACUCUUGGGAGAAUUAGACAUAAUUAUUAACUCUGCUGCAACCACUGUAUUUGAUGAGAGGUAUGAUGUUGCAAUGAGUAUAAAUACAAUGGGCGCAACAAAUGUUCUGAAUUUUGCCAAGAAAUGCCAUAAUCUUAAGAUGAUCGUUCAUGUAUCCACCGCUUAUUUUCGAGCCCAAAACGCAACAGAAAAACAAAUCAGAGUAGCCAUGAAAAUUUUGGGCAUCCAAAGGGCAAAGCUUCAUGGAUGGCCAAACACAUAUUCAUUCACAAAAGCAAUGGGAGAAAUGUUGUUAUUAAAGUUUAAGCAGAAUCUAUGUGUCAUAAUGUUACGCCCUACCAUUAUUACAAGCACUUAUAAAGAACCGUUUCCUGGAUGGAUUGAAGGUGCAAGAACCAUGGAUAUCUUUGUAUUGAUGUAUGGCAAAGGAAGAUCAAAUUUUAUGAUGGGUGAUCCAGACUCAAAACUCGACGCGAUUCCUGGAGAUAUGGUGGUGAGUUCAAUACUUGCGGCGAUUAUGCAUCAUGGAAAUGACAGUCAUAACACAUAUAAUGAUGAGGAGUUGAUAUAUCAUGUUGGCUCUUCAUCUACCAAUCCUUUGACAAUAUUGGAACUUGGAAAUUAUUUAUAUCGCUAUUUUACGGACAAUCCCUGGUCAACCAAGAGUGGGAGCCUCAUCAAAGUAGGGAAGCCCAUGUUGCUUACUAGUUUGAAUGAGUUGCAAAGAUACAUUUCCUUUCGUUAUCUCCCACUGUUAAAGGUAUUAAAGUUGUUGAACGCGAUACUUUUUCAAUACUUUGAUGAAAAAUGUGCGACUGUUGAGAAAAAUAUAAGUUUCGUGAUUCGGAUUGCUGAGCUGUACAAGCCAUACUUGUUCUUUCAUGGAAGUUUUGAUGACACCAACACAAAAAGAUUGAGAGUGGCUACAACACAAACUAGAAUGACUCAUAUUGUAAACUGUGACCCCAGUUGUAUCCAUUGGGAAGACUAUUUCAUCAAUACGCACAUUCCGGGAGUUGUAAAAUAUGCAUUCUGAUUAUGAAACG